ACUCGUGCAGUGAGCGCCAACAAGGUUAGCAUCAUUCGCUCGAUGAGGUAACCUCGCGACCGACGUGUUAUUUGCUCGAGCGUGUACCGCGUACAAAAUUGUAUACAAACACUACGUUAGAUCGAGAAAAUCGCACCGUGAUAAAUAAUAAACAGUGUUGCCAUAAUUAAAGUGAUACAUUAAAUAUUGUGUGAAUUGUGCCGGUUAAUUAAAUGGGGUAAAAUUAAUUAUGACAAGUGUGUUGAAAAAAUCAAGGGGCUCAAAGGGAAAAUCGGAAUCAAUGCAAGAAGAUCUGCCGUCCAGAUGGUGUGACAGAGCACACAAGGCUGAGGAUGCUGGGAAGUUAAUCAAAUAUAUCGAUGACAAUAUAAUUGGCAAGGGAAAUUCGUUCUGCGGACCUUUUGGACGACGUAAAGUGGUGUACUGCGACUACAGCGGGUCAGGGCGUGCGCUGCAAUGGGUCGAGGAGUACGUGACGCGCGACGUACUACCGGCGCACGCCACGCGUUGUACUGCGCUCUCUGUAACGUGUGGGCAGAGCGAGAUCUAUCGGUCAGAAUCAAAAGAAAUAAUCCGCAAAUCGGUUGGUGCAAGUGAUGAUGACGCUGUGGUUCUCGGGGCCUCUUUAACCCGGUUCCUGCGCGCGCUUCGCCCUCAACGUGUCGCUCUGUUCGUGUCCUCGAGAGAGACGGAGCGACAGUUAAAACCAUGGAUGGAGCACGAUGCUGAGAUAAUCAAGAUCCCGGAAACAAAGGAAGGGUUCAUCGACCUAAACAACUUAGAAUUGAAACUUCAAGAAAACACAGGGACUGGCAAACGUAUGAUUGGUUUCUUCCCUGCUGCUUCAAAGUUAACAGGAGUAUUGGCGGAUGACGUAGCCACGACCUUACUCCUUCAUCAAUAUGGAGCUUGGUCUUUUUGGGACUUCACAUUGGUUGCGCCGACAUCUGCUGUGGACAUGAAUCCAACCUUUUUGGGUGUAGAAGAUGAAAUGGUUAAGAAGGAUGCUUUGUUUUUCAAUUGCGAGAAGUUUGUUGGCGGUGUCCAGGGUCCGUACGUUGCGGUGGUGAAGCGGGACGUCUUCAAGAAUUCCCCGUUAUAUUCCGAUGAUGUGGAGGUACUGGCGGAGACAAUAGAAGAAUAUAGAUGCACAGAAGCUGUGAGAGGCGCGCUGGUCAUGCAGCUCCGGGACGCAAUCGGUGUACAGAACAUAGCCGAGAAACAAGACCACAUCACUAGACAAGUUUUAUCUCAUAUCAAAAAUAUUCCUGAGUUAAUACUGCUCGGGAGUGAAUCUCGUACUAUGCGACGAUUGCCAAUCUUCUCCCUCAUGGUGAAACAUCCAAGGGGAACCUUCCUGCACCACAACUUCGUCUGUGCUGUGCUCAAUGACGUCUUCGGAAUACAAGCGAGAGGUGGACUGAACAGCAAUAUGAGCUAUGGAGCUGAUAUACUUGGAAUUGAUGAGAAGCUUCUUAAGGAGUACGAGAAACUGUUGGAUGUGGAAGCACAAAAAGAAAUAGCACGAGUUCGUAAAUUGAGUGUUGUAAGGUCUCCAGAAAUACCAAUACACAAUGAGCACCUUAGGCCUGGCUUCUGUAGAGUGUCCCUCCCUUUCUUUAUGUCAGAAAAUGAAUUGGCAUUUGUAUUAGAAGCACUCAAAAUGGUAGCUACGGAAGGCUGGAAAAUAUUACCACAGUAUGUUGUGAAUUCCGAAACAGGCCAAUGGAAACACCAUGCAUGCUCAGUUCUUAGAGAUAAGAAAUCUUUGUAUUCCUUGAGAUUUAAUGAUGGUCAAAUAACCUCACAUGAGAGGCGAAUAUCAGGUCCAGGAAUAUUUCCGCACACAUACACGGAAUGUUUGCAAACGGCCAGGAAUUUGUUUAAUAGAGCUAGAAAAUUGGCAAUGAAAUGUUCAACAGUGGAACCCGAGUUCGGUUUCAAUCCGAAAAUAGAUUAUUUGCGGUGGUUUAUGUUGCCAAAGGAAGCACACGACCUUCUAUUGGGCAAAUCUGCUAAUGUGAAACAUAUUGUGCCAUUUGAUCCGUCCGGUUAUACAGGAGCAAGAAAAAGUCUAAAUAAUGUAUCAAGGUCCUCCAAUACCUCAUCUCCUAUAUUAGGAUUUUCCUCAAGACAUUUUAGCCUAUCUGCUAUUGAUGAUUGUCACUUAUUCAGAUUGAAUCAAAGGCAAAAGUUCUUUUCAAGAGAAUCUAGUUUAAGAGAAACCACAAAAGAGGAUGCUGUUGAAGUGUCACCUCGCCCCGUGCAAUUUGCAGUAGGGGAAUCUGUAUCUCCUUUGCGUAUAGUUCCUCAAAAUACAAAAACACUUAUGAGAUCACGAUGCUACUCUUUAGGAUCAGAUUUACCACAGGUACCGCUGAGUGCUCAAGCAAGAAUGAAUCUUGGACUCAAGGAGGCUAGCCCAAAUAACACUGAAAAAGUAGGCAGUUUUUGUCAUUGUGGAAGUCAAACUGACCUGCCAUCACUGGACGAUGUAAUUAUGUCACCAAAUAAAAAAAAUUCAUACAGUACACAAAGCAGUACUUCGAUUUCGGAUUGUAGCCAAGUAGGUAGAGCAUCGCCAACCCCUUCAGUCACGUCACACACUUCAGAGGACCUUCAAGCAUACGUCAAAGAAAUGACUAAAGAAAUAGCAACUGAGAUUAAAUCAGAAAUUCGUGAAGUGAUAUCCAAAGUAGACGAUAUUUUAGAGAAUUCCGAUUCUAUUGAACAGGCAAAUUUAAGCAUGACGUCAUUAUCUAGUCAGAGCGACAGAAAUUCUGUAUCAGUCAUAGAUGUCGCAGAAUAUUUAAUGGGCGUGUCUAAAGAAAUGGCUUCGGAGGUUAAACAUGAAAUUCGAGAGAUGGUGAACAGAGUUGAUGAAAUGAUUUCUCCUGAACUCACAGGGGCGGGUUCAAGAAGAAGUUCUCCUCCUCAACCUGUAAGAAAACGAAUCGGAUCUGGUCCGGAAUUGGGUUUGGACUUGAAUAGGUUGGAUACUUCGCAGCAUUUGAAGAAAUGCCCGACUAGUCCCGUUUUCCAUACUCAAUACGAUGAGGAAGAAAAUCGUUCAUUUAAGAGAUCUCCGAGUACACAAUCGCCCAAAUCAGCACAAUGCACUCCUUUACACGAAGCAUCUGGUCCUAAUAGUAUAUCCUUUAACUCCAGUGAAACAUCCACCCCGGAUACGAUAAUUCAAGUAGUAUCCACUAACCAAAAUUCUCCAGUGCUCCCCAAAUCUCUAAGCUCAAACAAGUUGUCUGAUGACGAAGUUAGUUGCACAGAUAUAAUUUGUAGACACUGUUGUAUUAAGAAAACUUGGUGCCAAAAUACUUCGGUCAGCUCUCAGGACAGUGGUAUAAACAUGAAUUUUACUGACAACGACUCCUAUUUAGAUUAUGUAAAAUGGCGAACUUCUUCAGAUCCAACGACAAACAAAGUACGGAAGCUGCAAGGCAGACUACGUAUGUGCCAGAGGCAUGAGAAGAGCGAAGUGCCGGACAUCAUCGAAGGUGUCCCGGUCUGCUCUGUUGAUCAGACCAAAUCUUAUAAGACAUUCAGUGACACUGAUCCUGGGAGAGUUGUGUUCCAAAUACCAGACGAUGAGCGACAGAACCGAAACACUUCGUCUGCGACGGAUUCGAAGAGGUCUAGCAGAUCUUCUAAUGCAUCAUCAAGUUGUUCUGACCGCAGUUCCAGGUCGAGUGGAUAUGGCACUGAUGGACAGAGAACUUCUAAUGAUGAACAGUUCUAUGAUCGGAGUGAGUCCGAAUGCCGAUUCAAGGCUGACUGCUGCUGGGAAGAGGAGCCCGAUGACAGCAGCGCUUGCAGUGACACUUCGCUCACAGACUUUACCUUCGACGACGAGGGCAAGUGGCAUUGCCCGCCGAAGGACGUUUGGAAAUCUACUGUUGAGACUAUUCAAGAGUACAACAUGAUCAGAGCAGGCGACAAAGUUCUGGUAUGUGUGUCUGGUAGCCGCGACUCUAUCGCUCUGCUUCACACUAUGCAUCAAUACCAGUUCUAUGCCAGGUCUAAGGGGAUUCACUUUAGCAUUGGCGCAGUCUUUAUCCAUGAGCCCCAGACUGAUGUAGACCCGCUACACGUGAUGGCGUAUUGCAGGUCGCUCGGUGUCAAGUUUAUAUAUCAAGACAAAUUGAACCACGAUGAGAUCAAAAGACAAAACAGUGCAUCCAAAAGCCCCGAGCUCCACCGGUGGUCAACGCAUGCGGUCCGACGUCGGAUGUACAACGCGGCGGCUGCACAUGGUUAUGGGGUCGCUGCAGUGGCCCAAAACUUGGACCAUGCUGCGAAAGCGUUCCUAGCUAGUGCAUUGUAUGGCGGCGCUUUGAGAAGCAUUAAGGCACACUAUAGAGUAAGAGAACACAACAUCCGUAUAAUCCGGCCAUUCAUAUACGUCCGAGCGCGUUCUCUAGAAGCUUUCGGCUGGUCGAGAGCACUUCCACAUUUCGGGCACCAUGCACCUGAAUCACCACCCACUGACACUGAUGAAAGUAAACCUGAACUCUUAAAUCGCUCGGCCUCGGAACCCUGUGGUAGUACAAUAGACGUCACUCUUGAAGGCCAGCUGAAGGAAUCUCUGUCUGGACCGCUAGCGGAAAGCCUGGUAGAUCCACUGACAGCUGCGCAAGAACUACUCAGUGGUCAGGAACGCUUGCAUCCGUACAUCUUCGCCAGUUUAAAGAGUGCUUUGCAUCCUCUGAUAAGUGCUAGAAACAUAGAAAAGGACUUAAAAGAGAAUAGACACAGAAAGAAAUCGGUAAUUCAAAUGAAAAAUGGCGCACCAGUGUAUGACUCCGAAGAGGGCACUGAAGAAGAACCGGUGUCGUAGAGGUUACAAAUUUAUAUUCCCGCCAAUAAUACUAUUAAGGGUUGCCAUAUUGCAAAAUAAAAACCAUACAUAUGUUAUAUUUUUAUUCUUUUGAAUGCUUUAAUAAAAUAAGCUUUAGUCUGACCAAGUUUUUUUUAUUUUGUCGACAAAAGCGUUUUUUGUUGAUGCAUUCUAGAAAAGUAAGUUAUUGUGCUUUUGUACAUCUACCGGUAUGUACAAAACCGUGGGCAUUGUAGAUCCAGUGCGAUUUUGUUUCAAUUUAUACAAUUUCCGCUUAAAUUGCGUAUAUUAAUCAAUAGUGGAAUAGUGUCAGCCAACUAAACAUCCCAACAGCAUUGGGAUCGUCACAUUAUUGCUGUCUUUUUAGGACCGAUUGUCCUAAUAUAAAUAAAGAUAUUGCGGUACAAGAAAUCAAUAUAUUUUGAUAAUUCAGCAAUGAGGUCGAGAUCUUGUAAUUUUAAAACCGUUUUAUUUGAUUAUAACUAUGAGUGCACUCCGCAGUGUCUCUUGAUAUACUUUAGAUUGGAGUCUAUUUCAAGUGUCGUUGAAAUAGAUGUUUUGUCUCUUUCUCAAUUGAUCGGAUUUGUAAAUAUAUGACAGAGACAGAUCUUGGUUCAUUGUAUGUGUCUUUAAUGCCUGCCAUCUAAUAUGGCAGUUAAUGAUCGAGUUGUGAAUACUCAGUGAUUAAAAAUGCAGUUCAUUUUAUCGCAGUGUUGUUGUUAUGCGUCUUAAUAAAGAUUUAGAUUUUUUUUUACUUUAUUAAAUAUGAAGUCAAAUAAUUUAAUAUAUUUGUAUAAUGUCAAUUUUUGUCAUUUGGAACUACUUUAUGUUUAUGUAUAAAGUUGAACCUAUUUUUUAUAGUUAUUAUUUACCCAACACAGUCAAAUUCCAAACAUUUGUUUUAUCAUUUUGUGACCUUUGAGGGCUAUAACUGCCUAUCACUUUUCAGACAUAUUCAUCGGUUUUAUACCUAGUAUUUUUUGUGUUGCCAUAAUAAAAAAUAAUCUUCUUAUUAGUCCUUUUUUGUAUCACGUGGAAUUGAAAACGAAGUGCAUUUGCUACAGUCUGGUAAUGUCGUAUUUAAUGUUAAUCAAUAUUAAUAUAUUUUUAUUCUUGUAGAUAAGUAAGUGUGUUGAAAUUCUAUGUAAUAAGAAGUUGACUUAUUGUUAUAUACAAGGUCGAAUUUCCCUAUGACAUUUAAAACGAAACUACUCGCAAUAUUAAUUUGACACCUAGGUUCGUUCAGAAACAAUUGUCGAGUUUACGUUUUGAGUUGCAGUCACAGUUGCUAUGGGUUAAAUGUCAUAGCAAAAAUGGGUCUGUAUAGAGAAUGAAAAUGCAUAUAAUACGUUUAUACUGAACAGAUUUUAUUCAAGGCAAUUCGCCUUCUUGAAAUGUUUGUUAAAAUACUAACUGUUAUAUUUUGAUAACUAUAAAAAAUUAUUUUAUUAAUGGUAUAUUCUAAUUAUUAGAUUUACUCUUUUAUUAUAUAUACUUACUACUUAUAUUAUAAUAAUCACAUGUAUUAAUAUACAAACACAUCAAGAAAACUAUUUACACAAUUAAUUUGAAAAUAUGAUAUACGAAGAACACUUAUGUUUUAUGGAGCAAAUGGUAAAAAACUGUUAGAUGUAAAUGAAGAAAUAUAUUUUUAAAUGUUAGGUUCUUGGAUCAUUUAAAUUAAAUGACAUCCAUUAUCUAUUUUAAAUUAUAUUAACACUUCUACAUUUGUUCAUAAGGUACUUACCUUAAUUCUUGUAGGAUAUUUUAAAUUUUUGUUGUAAAAAAGUCGAUUACAGAGAAGUCGAAGGAUUUGUUCAUUGAUUUUGUUAACUAAAAAUGACUUAAAGUCUAGAUAUGUAAAGUAGUUACAUAGCCGAAGAUAUUUAAUAUUUUCUAUAGUACUAUUAACUUCCUUCUGACUAGCCUAUCUACUUCUCAGGAAUAACAAUAGUUUUUAAAUUGAUAGUGUUUUUGAAAUUUGUUUUGCGCUUACAGUUUGUGGCUUUUGCCGCGGCAAAUGCAGUCUCUUAUGGCAUAGACGUAGUAGUGGUAGAAAUAAGUUAUUUUUGCACGGCAACAUUGACCUCUAGAGCCCAUUUAUCUGGACUUAAAUGGGUUUACAUAAUAAUGUUUUUGAGUUUUUUUUUUAUAAAGACUAAAGUGCGUAUUUUUAGGUAACAUAUGCUGUGAAGAUAUUUCUCAUGUUUCAUUUUAUUUUAUAAGUACUAUGUUAACGUAGGUGGCAAAUAUUUUUGUAUUAUCGCUUAAUAUAUAAAUUCCUAUAUUAUUAUAAUAUUAUCUAGCGUAAGUGAAGUCCCAUACGUUGCUUCCAUGAUAAUCAUAACCGUAUAUACAAAUAGUCGUAAAAAUAAAGUUUUUUUUUGAUGUA
Pararge aegeria (speckled wood butterfly) is the source of this 7244-nucleotide messenger RNA. RefSeq lists its product as uncharacterized. The transcript is spliced from 17 exons. The record is from RefSeq and is a predicted model, not a curated record. The coding region runs from base 230 to 4852 and encodes 1540 amino acids. NCBI's taxonomy places the organism in Eukaryota, Metazoa, Arthropoda, Insecta, Lepidoptera, Nymphalidae.